Messenger RNA from Musca vetustissima, 1539 nucleotides. Its product is annotated as zinc finger protein 84-like. The coding region runs from base 1 to 1539 and encodes 512 amino acids. Lineage: Eukaryota; Metazoa; Arthropoda; Insecta; Diptera; Muscidae. The record is from RefSeq and is a predicted model, not a curated record. The transcript has a single exon.
AUGAGUGAUGAGACUGAAUCCAUAGUUGAAGAUGAAUAUAUCACCAUCGAUAAUGCCGGUUAUGUGGUACUGGCCGAAGGCGAAGAAUUGGACGAUGAUUCAUCACAAAUCAUUGUACUGGGCGAUGCAGAUGGCCACGAAAUUGUCGAAGAAAAUGGUGAUAACAUUAUGAUUGGUGAAGACGGACAAAUGAUGUUUGUCGAAGAGGUCCAUGAAGAUGAUAUGGAUGAACAUGAUCACGAAUUGGACGGUGGUGUUCAGUUGGAUGUGUAUCAACAUGAAGAAGUGGUGGAGGUAGAUAACAAGACACCAGCCCAGCAAUAUUUACAAUGGUCGGAACUGGAAAAGAAACGAAAACGUUUGAAUGUCCCGAAGGUGCCAAGGAAAUUCCUGCUAUUCGAUGGUAUUUGUGCAGAAAUUGUGGACUAUGAUGAGGAGGAUGGUGCACCAAUUGUUGAGUUUUCGGUGGUGUCCGAUGACAAGGAGGCUGAUAAAUUGCCUGUCGAAUGUGGUGUCUGUCCGGAUAUAAUGCAUAAAUCGAAGUUGGAUGCCCAUUUGAAGACCCAUCUGAAGCCUGGAACGAAACGCUAUAAAUGCAUUUACUGUGAUGAUGAUUUUGUGACGAGGGCAUAUGCGGCUGGUCACUCGAGGCGGCAUAUGGGCAUACGGCCAUAUGUCUGUGCCCCAUGCAAAAUGUACUACUGUACCAAACAAGACCUGAAGGUGCACGAGCAGCGGCGCCACUUGGCCAAAGAGCACAUCUGCGAACAUUGCGGCAAGACAUUUGCCCAGAACACUUCGCUGCGGCACCAUCGUCGGCUGGUGCACGAACAGCAGCGUAACUACGAAUGUGAACACUGCGGCAAGAAGUUCCUGCGAAAAUUCUCCAUGAAUGAACAUGUACGAAAUGUUCAUUACGGGGAUAGGCGGCUGUUGGAUUGUCCAUUCUGUGAUAUGCGUUUUAAGGAUACCCAUAAAUUGGCCCAACAUCGCAAGGAGAUGCAUCUGAACCAAAGUAAAUUCGAAUGUCGUGUUUGUGGUCUGGAAUUCAAUCAUAUCGAUUUCUUUGAUGCCCAUCGAAGAUCAUUGCAGUGUCGCAAGAAAUUAGGGCGCCAAUUGUUCCAAGACAAGACGGAUGAACAACAGCAGGCGGAAUUGUUGCAACAACAGGAGCAGCAGCUUCUUCAGCAACAACAGCAGCAGCAACAAUUACAUGAGGUUGUAACCGGCGGCGAUCAUUAUGAAUAUGAGGAAAGCCAAUCAGCUUUGUAUCAGGAUCAUCAUGAUCAGCAGUUGCAACACCAUCAAAUUACCCACUUUAAACAGGAACAAUUGGAACAACAAGAAGUUGUAGUCGAAGAAAUGACCCAUGAUAUGCAUAAUGAAAUUGUCACCUCCGAUGGUGGUGGUGGUGGCGGCGGUGUUGCUUCUGCUGAUUUACAGCCUUUGACUGCUACCGGGCUGGGAGUUGAUGAACAUGAAAAAGUAAAAGCCGAACAGCAAUUACUAUAUGAAAUUGAGGCAAUGGACAAUGCAUAG